CAUACGAUGGCACAUGUGGAUAAGCCUGCGGUAGCAUAACAGUUGGAUUGCUUCAACUCUGUUAUUUAGUUUUAGUUAACUCAGCUGUUUAAAAUAUUUUGAAGCUUGUCACCAUAGCUCACUCGUACAGCGUCACAAAAGCGCACAUUUAUUUAGAAAAACUCCCGCAGCCAUCUGAACUCGCAAGCCAGCUUGCUACCUUAGCAAAGGAAGGGAAAGUUAAGAUAUGGAGAACUACAAGAAAGCGCACACUGUAGAGCAACCCUGCCAGUGUCCGUUCCCUGACCUAACCACUGACACCCCUGAGGUUCGGGUGAAAGACGGCAGCAAAAUCCGCAACCUGAUGAGGUUUGCUUUAAGCCGAUUCAAGGAGAAGGCAGUUUCGGCAGAACACACAGGCAUCCAAGAAGGUUCAACGGCAACCACUGGUUCAGGUGAGAAGCUGUGCCGGCAGAUCAUGUUCACAGGUGUGGGCCCAAGCGUAGCCAAAGCCAUCACGUGCGUGGAGAUCAUGAAACGGCGUGUACAUGGAUUGCAUCAGCAUACCAAGCUGGCCUACCGCACAGUCCAGGAAGUCUGGGAGCCUCUGGAGCCUGAGGCAGGGUUGGACAGUCUUACCGUCAGCAGAAAUGUGCCAUGUUUAUGGGUACUUCUAUCCAGAGACUCCCUUGACAGGAACCAGCCAGGCUACCAAGCACCAGGUUCAUUUGAUGCCUUGUGGGCACAGACUAUUAAAGAGGAAGCUGCAGGCCAUAAACAUGGACAUAGGAGAAAGAGAGAAGGUACAGGAGUUGGAAGGGGAGAAGGUGCUGGCAGAGGAAAGGGCCCUCGUAAACACCCAGGGCCGGGACGAAAUGGAGAGGCGCGUAAAACUCUAGGUCAUGCAGGGGGUGGGCAGAAUUGAAU
Messenger RNA from Myxocyprinus asiaticus (Chinese sucker), 906 nucleotides. RefSeq names its product ribonuclease P protein subunit p25-like protein. Gene Ontology annotation, biological process: tRNA 5'-leader removal. Gene Ontology annotation, cellular component: ribonuclease MRP complex. The record is from RefSeq and is a predicted model, not a curated record. Lineage: Eukaryota; Metazoa; Chordata; Actinopteri; Cypriniformes; Catostomidae. Bases 227 to 904 code for a protein of 225 amino acids. The transcript has 2 exons. Gene Ontology annotation, molecular function: RNA binding.